Mastomys coucha (southern multimammate mouse) is the source of this 4028-nucleotide messenger RNA. RefSeq names its product ALG13 UDP-N-acetylglucosaminyltransferase subunit (gene Alg13). The transcript is spliced from 27 exons. The record is from RefSeq and is a predicted model, not a curated record. Gene Ontology annotation, molecular function: cysteine-type deubiquitinase activity. NCBI's taxonomy places the organism in Eukaryota, Metazoa, Chordata, Mammalia, Rodentia, Muridae. Gene Ontology annotation, biological process: protein deubiquitination.
GUCCUCAAGAGUCUGGGUUACAACCAACUUGUCCUCCAAGUUGGUAGAGGCACUGUGGUGCCGGAACCAUUCAGUACUGAGUCAUUCACUCUGGAUGUUUACAGGUAUAAGGAUUCUUUGAAAGAAGACCUUCAGCAAGCUGAUCUUGUCAUUAGCCACGCAGGUGCGGGGAGCUGUUUGGAGAGUCUGGAAAAAGGCAAGCCACUUGUGGUAGUUGUAAAUGAAAAGUUAAUGAACAAUCAUCAAUUUGAACUGGCAAAACAGUUGCACAAAGAAGGCCAUCUCUUCUAUUGUACCUGCAGGGUCCUGUCUUGUCCUGCGCCAGUCAGCCUCUUGCUUGUGCUUCUGGGAAGUGCCAAGAUUCUGCAGCAACUGCCUUCUGCCUAGACCUUGAGCUGCUUCGGAUACCUGCCUACACAAGCUCCAGUACUUGUGGCCACUGCCUAUUCUUCCCUGCAUUCUGUGUUUUCCUCUUUUUCACUCCUCUGUACCUUUCUCCUCAUCCCAUGCACAAUGCAUAAAGGAUGGAAAAAGUACUGCGGCCAGAAGUCUUUGAGUGAGGCAUCAAUGGAUGAAUAUUUAGGCAGUUUAGGGCUGUUUCGAAAGGUGGUUGCCAAGGAUGCCUCUUGCCUCUUUCGUGCUAUUUCCGAGCAGUUGUUUCACAGCCAGAUCCAUCAUUUACAUAUCAGGAGAGCUUGUGUCUCAUAUAUGAAGGAAAAUCAACAAGCUUUUGAGUCUUAUGUGGAGGGAUCUUUUGAGAAAUAUCUGGAACGGUUGGGAGAUCCCAAGGAGACUGCUGGCCAGCUGGAACUAAAAGCUCUUUCUCUAAUUUAUAAUCGAGAUUUCAUUCUUUAUCGUUAUCCUGGAAAGCCACCAACUCAAGUCACAGAUAAUGGCUUUGAAGACAAGAUUGUUCUCUGUUACUCAAAUAAUGGCCAUUAUGAUUCUGUAUAUUCAAAAGAAUUUCGGUCAACUGCAGGAAUUUGUCAAGCUAUACUAUAUGAACUUCUUUAUAAAGAUGUAUUUGUUGUGGAUGAAGAAACAUUGAAAACUGCAGUUGAUUUGUUUCGAAGUGGUUCCAGGAGAAACAAACACAAAACUUUGACUGAAAAUGUAGAAGGCAGUACUGAUCAGAAGAGCUCAACCCAAGAUAGCAUUGAAGAGGUUGGUGCCUGUUCCAGUGUCGAAAGUACAUCAGAAGUCAGUAAGCAAGAGACUGAACAACAAAAGGUUCCAGAAAAUCCAUCAAAGAUGCUGUUUCCCUAUAAGGUGCUGAAAGCUCUGGAUCCAGAAAUUUAUCGCAACGUAGAAUUUGAUGCUUGGUUGGACUCUAGAAAAGAACUUCAAAAGUCAGAUUGCAUAGAAUAUGGUGGAAGAUAUUACUAUUUAGGAGACAAAUGCCAGGUUUGCAUGGAACCAGGUGGAAAAUAUUAUAAUGCUCACAUUCAGGAAAUUGAGAAUGAGAAAAAUUCAGUAUUAGUUUUCAUUGAGGAAUUUGCAGAAAGGCGUUCAAUUCCGAUGGCCAAUGUAAAAGCAGUCAACCAAGUGGCCUUUCUUCCUCCCUGGAAUGCUAUACCAAUUCGUAAUGCAAGAGGUUAUCAGACUAUAACUGGAAGCUACUUCCCCGAAAUAGUUAUGACAGAUAUGAACAUGAAGCAACGAAAGAAGAUGUUCAAGAAAUUUCGAGGGAAAGAAAUUUAUAUGACCAUGGCUUAUAGCAGGGGGGACCCCUUUGUCCCAUCCAGGAUUCAGCAUAGUAUGCAUUAUGGGCACGACCCUCUACUGUAUUACUCACAGACAGCUGGCCAAAUUAUGUCUAGUGAACAUUUUUACCCUCAACAUUCAUCUCAGAGACAAGGUCGGGGAUAUGGGAUGCCCAGGGAUUCGUCUCACUUAAUAAACAGGCAAAACAUGCCAAAUCCUAAAGUUGGGACAUGCUCUGGCUCAGGCAAAAAGUGCUGCCAGAACUAUGAUAAUGUCUCCUAUAGGUCUCGUUCUUUUAGGCGUAGCCAUCGUCAGACGAAUUGCAUGAAUAAGGGAUGCCAAUAUGGUUUUGCUCCAGAGAAUGGAGUGGAAGAAACUGUUACAUAUUAUGCACUUGAAGAAGGGAAUGAGACUGCUUAUUCAACUUUACCUAACAAUGGUGGUCCCACUACAAUGGUUCCUGCUACUUCAGAAUACUGUGUUGCAGGGCACGGCUAUAACUCAUGCAAACCGACUUUGAAUUCAGAAGACAGUAAUGACCACUGUGAUAAUGGAGGAUAUCAGGGAGAUUAUCUUUAUUCUUCAGAACAAGGCUAUGAAACUUCCAGUGUGUAUACCACAACUGUAUCCACAGCAAACCUGUCUCUUCAGGAUAGUGGAUCAUGUCCUGUACUUCAAGACACAGUUACCUCAUAUAACUACCCCCAGAAGGUGUUAGAAACUUCUGCAGCAAUUGCAGUUUCUUGGGCCAGCCAUGCUCCAGUUCCAGUCAUAUCUAACUAUACAGGAGAUAAUCAAGCUAUUAGUACCUCUGAUGUUUCUUCACAGAAUGCCAUACAACCUGUCUUUGUACCUCCACCUGCACCAGACAAUCCAGCCUAUGUUCAGCCUUCAGCCUCAGCAGCAGCAGGAGCAACAGCAGCACCAGUAGCAACCCCAGUGACAGCACUAGUACCACUUGCUGCUCCUACUGCCACUCCCCUUGAAGCAGGAGAUGCUUCGGGGUUUCCUCUUCCACCACCACCACCAUCUUAUUCCUAUGAUCCGAAUGGAAGUGAUCUUCCCCAAGAUACAAAAGUUUUGCAGUACUAUUUCAAUCUGGGAUUGCAGUGCUAUCAUCACUACUACUGGCAUUCCAUGGUCUAUAUGCCACAUGUGCAGCAGCAGCCACAGCCGCAGCAACAGCAGCAGCCGCAGCAACAGCAGCAGCCACAGCCGCAGCCACAGCAGCAGCCGCAGCAGCAACAGCAGCAGCCUCAGCAGCAACAGCAGCAGCCGCAGCAGCAGCAGCAGCAACAACAACAGCUUCAUGAAGAGAGUUAUCCAGAUUGUACUGAGCAAUCCCUCAUAGACCAAAGUGUUCCGCAUGUGUACAGUGAUGUGGCGAGAGGGGAUGGCACACAGGCAGAUGUAUCAACAAAUGGUACUUUUCCCAUUGCUGGUGCUGUACCUAUCCCUCAUGGAGCAGUCUACUAUCCAGUAAUGACAGAUCCCUAUGGAUCUCCUCUGUCGGGUUUUCAGUCCUAUGUUCCUGUUGCAUCAGAUUAUUCCAGUAUUGCCAUGUGGCAUCCAGUUGGUGCAGCAUAUGGUGCUUCUGCACAGUUCCAUGGUGCUAUAAAUCCUGGGCCAACCGGCUAUGUGCUUCUACCUAACCCACCUCAUUAUACACCUCAGAAUUAAGAUUUGUCAACAUGAAAUACUUUUUUUUUUUGCUGCCAUCUUUACUGUUAAUGGUUCCUAAAUGUUUUACAUUAGUUAUUACGUGGUUUAGUUGGGAAGAAUGUUUACUAUGCCUUUAAAAUUAUUUUACUUUUGAAGUAAAAUAUUUCUUUAAAACAAAGACAUAUUUUUCUUAUGAAUAAGAAAAUUGAAAUGAAUGUACAACUAGUCCCUAUAAUGUGCAAGUUCAUUGGAGGAGCUUCCUGUUAUCCAGAUUGUUAAAACUGUAUUAACUGAUGGUGCCAACUGAUAAAGGAAAACAUACAAGCUAUUUUCUUAUAUGAUACAUCUUAAUUAUUUAAAGUUAGUAUGAUUUCCAUUUUUCAAGAAAUUUAAAGAGAUAAAAAAAAUCCAACCAAACAAGAGCCUAUGCUCCUGGAUAUUUGUUUCUAUUGCAUGAGAAUUCUUCAGGUUUCUUUGAGUUGGCAGACCUGAAUUGUAGCCUGAUAUUAACCAGUUUUCAAGGCACAUGGUGUUCUGCUUUACAUUUGCCGCCAUAUGGUAUUGUUUAAUACUGGAUUUACAUAACUGUCCUACUGCACAGUAUUAUAGUAUCCUUUGCACAAUUUGCAGUAAAUAAAAACUAGCAUUUAAAAUUGCCAAAA